AUGGCGGCCCUUCCGCGCAACAACCUGCGCGAGCAGCUGCAGCGUUACUCGGCCAGGGGCGCCCUCGGCUCGCGCGCAGAGCCCAGGCCGAGGCCCGCAAAGAUGAAUUGCCUUGAUGUCUGCACAUCAGGAUAUAUGGGUGGAACAAAACCUACGGCCUUAAAGGACAAGAAUACCAAUUCUUCUUUGGAAAAACAAAAUGGUAUUAAAAAUAAGCAAACCAAAAUUAAUGAGCUGUUUGAAACAACACUGAAAGUUGAAGAAGGAAAACAAGAGGAUUCAAAUGAUCAACAUGUCAAAAAUUUAGAUUGUUUUAUCUCUUCUGUGAAAGAAAGUGAUGCGGACUGCAAAGUAGGGGGAUCUGAGAUCCCUACCCCGGAACAUAAUUGUUCAAACAACUCAUUUAUUGACCUUACUGAUAGUUGGGAAGACAUGGAGGACUUUGAAACACCUGGACCACAGAAAAGAUGUCCACAACAGUCUGUAUCAUUUCAAGAUAAGUGGAAAACACAAAUGCUUCAUAAGGAACAAGAGGGAGGCAGCCUGCCUGUUCCUUGUCUUGUCCCUUCAAAUUCCAGUCAAAGAGAUUUUUCAAAUGGAGAACGUGAAGAGAAGUCUUUGGAAAGUCUCCAGACAGGAAAAAAAGAAAAAUCUUGGAUUGGGCAAAAUGAUUCUGGCCUCCCUUUAAGUGGGAAUGAAGAGUCUGAGGAUGGAAGGGAUGACCCUCAAGUAUUCAGUGAGUCUGAAGACUACGUGGACUUCAUACCCCCGUCCCCAGAGGAGGAGAUGCUGCCUGCUUCGUUUGUGCUGAAGAGCACUAGGACAGCUGACGAGACAACACUGAGUCCUGAACUCUCGAUGAGUCAACUUCCAGAGUUUGGAGAAAGCAGCAAAAGAAGCGAAGGAAGGAAAGAAGGCCAGUCCCUCCUAUGUGUAAUGGAAGAUAUCUGUCGACUGGUGGAUUCCAUUCCAGAAAGAGAGCUGAAGUCUCUGCUAGGCGGUCCAGAGCUGCUUCGGCUUAGAGAUUGCAGAAGAAAACUGUUGAGCAACCCCAGAAAUGGAAACAGAAUUGGUGCUGAUACACCUCUAGAUAUAAACUGCAAAUGUAAUUUCGACCAUGUUCUUCCACUAAUUAAGAACACACCUUCCAGAAAUGCCACCCUGGAACCAUUCAGAGGUUUAGCAUUUCCGCAUUCUAAUGAGAUGCUGAAGAUAUUUCAUAAAAAGUUUGGCCUCCAUCAUUUUCGGACCAAUCAGCUUGAAGCCAUUAAUGCUGCUUUGCUGGGUCAAGACUGCUUCAUCCUGAUGCCCACAGGAGGUGGCAAGAGUCUGUGCUAUCAGCUGCCGGCCUGUGUUUCAGUGGGAGUCACCAUCGUCAUCUCUCCCUUGAGGUCCCUGAUAGUGGAUCAAGUUCAGAAGUUGACCUCCAUGGAUAUCCCAGCCACGUACCUCACAGGUGACAAGACUGGCGCCGAAGCAUCCCGAAUUUACAUGCAGCUCUCCAAGAAAGACCCCAUUAUAAAACUCCUCUACGUUACUCCAGAGAAGGUCUGCUCCAGUGGUCAGCUGAUGUCAGCGCUGGAGAAUCUCUACCAGCGACAGCUCUUGGCUCGCUUUGUGAUUGACGAGGCCCACUGCGUCAGUCAGUGGGGUCAUGAUUUUCGUCAAGACUACAAGCGGCUGAACAUGCUCCGAAAGAAGUUCUCCUUGGUUCCCAUGAUGGCCCUUACUGCCACCGCCAACCCCAGAGUGCAGAAGGACAUCCUGAACCAGCUGGAGAUGCACCAGCCCCAGGUGUUUACUAUGAGCUUUAACAGGCACAACUUGAAAUACGACGUACUACCCAAGAAACCCAAAACUGUUGCUCUAGAUUGCUUACAGUGGAUCAGGAAAUACCACCCUGGUGACUCAGGAAUCAUUUAUUGUCUCUCGCGGUAUGAAUGUGACUCCGUGGCCAACGCUCUGCAAGGGGGCGGCCUCUCUGCCCUGGCCUACCACGCUGGUCUCCCUGACGGCACCAGAGAUCUCGUGCAGCAGAAAUGGAUUAACCAGGAUGGAUGCCAGGUUAUCUGUGCCACCAUUGCAUUUGGAAUGGGGAUUGACAAGCCCGAUGUGCGCUUUGUGAUCCACGCCUCCCUCCCUAAAUCUAUUGAAGGCUAUUAUCAGGAAUCUGGCAGAAGCGGGCGGGAUGGCGAAGUCUCCCACUGCCUGCUUUUCUACAGCUAUAGCGACGUGACCAGACUGAGACGGCUCAUCCUGAUGGAAAGGGAAGGUAACAGCCACACCCGGCAGACGCACUUCAACAACCUCUACAGCAUGGUCCAUUACUGCGAGAACAUCAUGGAAUGCCGGAGGAUACAGUUGCUGGCCUACUUUGGAGAAACAGGGUUUAAUCCCAGAUUUUGUAAGGAGCACCCUGAAGUAAGCUGUGACAACUGCUCCAAGCAACAGGCGUACAAGUUGAAGAAUGUGACUGAAGAAGUAAAAAACAUUGUGAUGUUUGUUAAGGAACAUUGUGGUGAAAAAGGAACUAGAAAUAUCAAGAGAACUGCAGGAAGAUACACCCUCAAUAUGAUGAUUGACAUUUUCUUGGGUUCAAAAAGUGCAAAGAUUCAGCGUGGCCUCUUUGGCAAGGGAGCAGCCUACUCACGCCAUAAUGCCGAGCGGCUUUUUAGGAAGCUGGUGCUGGACAAGAUUCUGGACGAAGACCUGUACAUUAGUGCUAACGAUCAAGCGAUAGCGUACAUCCAGCUGGGGGAAAAAGCUGGUGCUCUGCUGAAUGGCUUCUUGCAGGUGGAGUUCUGUGAAACAGAAAGUGCCAGCAAUAUUCGGAAGCAGAGGGCUUUGGAGACCAAGAUGUCCCUACGGGAAGAGAUGAUUAAGAAAUGUCUCUCUGAACUCACAGAUGUCUGUAAAAACCUUGGGAAAGUGUUUAAUGUCCACUAUUUUAAUAUUUUUAACACUGCCACGUUAAAAAGAAUAGCAGAGACUUUGUCUUCAGAUCCAGCAGUUUUGCUUCGGAUUGAUGGUGUGACAGAAGACAAAUUAGAGAAAUAUGGAGCAGAAAUAAUAGAAGUGAUGCAGAAGUAUUGUUCAAAGAUACUACCAGCGGAAAACAAGCCUCUUGCAGCCACAGAGACUGACUUUAGCAGAUGUGAUAGUGAAGAUGAGGAAGAAGCAACGAAUACGACGUCCCACUAUUUCCAAACCAAAAAUGGCAAGGGAAGGAAGAGGAAGAAGUCUAAUUUUUUUAGGGAAUCGAAGAAGAAAAAAGGAUCUGGGGGACAGCAGGCUUAUUCUAAGAGGAGUUACAAAGCCUGCAAAAGCACUUCGGCUGGUUCUAAAAAUUCUACUUCCUGUAUUAUUCCUGGCCAGCCGGGAGCCGGCAAGAGGCCUGGAAUCAUGACACUGCCAAGGCCCCAAAGCAGACAAUACCUUAAACCUUCUUACGUGCUUUUGUGAUGCCCUUAAAAGUUAUUUUCAUUUUUGUAAAUG
Molecule: messenger RNA, 3495 nt
Organism: Protobothrops mucrosquamatus (brown spotted pit viper)
Lineage: Eukaryota; Metazoa; Chordata; Lepidosauria; Squamata; Viperidae
Gene: BLM
Product: BLM RecQ like helicase
Exons: 22
Coding region: 1-3462 (1153 amino acids)
Biological process (GO): DNA replication; telomere maintenance; double-strand break repair via homologous recombination
Cellular component (GO): cytoplasm; nucleus; chromosome
Molecular function (GO): hydrolase activity, acting on acid anhydrides, in phosphorus-containing anhydrides; 3'-5' DNA helicase activity; ATP binding
Source: RefSeq, a predicted model, not a curated record